AUGAGCGCUGAGAACAUGGAGGUGAGAUGGUUCCGAUACAAAUACUCUGCAGUUGUGCACCUGUACCGUGAUGGACAGGAUCACUACGGACAGCAGAUACCAGAAUUUCGAGGAAGAACUAAGCUCUUGAAAGACGACAUCACCAAUGGGAAAGUUUCCCUGAGAAUACACGACAUCCGACUGUCAGACAAUGGGCAGUACAAGUGUCUUUUUCAGUCUAGCGUAUCUUAUGAAGAAGCUUUAUUGGAACUACAGGUAGCAGGUUUGGGCUCUGAUCCUGUCAUCUCUAUGGAGGGACAUCAGGACGGAGGGAUCCGGGUGGUGUGCCGAUCAUCUGGAUGGUACCCAGAGCCCGAAGUGCUGUGGAGAGCUCUACAGGGGCAGCUCUUACCAUCAGCCUCUGAAAAAAUAUCCCAAGAGGACGAUGACCUGUUUCAAACAGAGAUUGCCAUUGUUAUAACAGAAGAGUCCAACCAGAAAGUGUCCUGCUGUGUCAGGAACCCCCAACUCAACCAGGAGAGAGAGUCAGAGAUUUCCAUAGCAGAGCUGUUUUUCCCAAGGGUCAGUCCCUGGAUGGUGGCUCUGGGGGUGAUCCUGGCUCUCCUGACUGUUCUCAUCCCCCUGGCAAGUUACUGCUUCUGGAAGCAACACAGAGAGAAAGGUGAAGUAACCCGAGGGGGGAAUUUGAUACCCUAUGACCUGAUAUGGAGAGUGAGAAAGGUCAAUGUCUGGGCCCAUUACAUUGACUGA
Molecule: messenger RNA, 750 nt
Organism: Trachemys scripta elegans
Lineage: Eukaryota; Metazoa; Chordata; Testudines; Emydidae
Product: butyrophilin subfamily 1 member A1-like
Exons: 4
Coding region: 1-750 (249 amino acids)
Biological process (GO): T cell receptor signaling pathway; regulation of cytokine production
Cellular component (GO): external side of plasma membrane
Molecular function (GO): signaling receptor binding
Source: RefSeq, a predicted model, not a curated record